Molecule: messenger RNA, 799 nt
Organism: Hyalella azteca
Lineage: Eukaryota; Metazoa; Arthropoda; Malacostraca; Amphipoda; Hyalellidae
Product: probable splicing factor, arginine/serine-rich 6
Exons: 5
Coding region: 114-698 (194 amino acids)
Biological process (GO): mRNA splicing, via spliceosome
Cellular component (GO): nuclear speck
Molecular function (GO): zinc ion binding; RNA binding
Source: RefSeq, a predicted model, not a curated record
UACUGAAGCUGUUCGUCGUCGCCAUUUUCUUGUUCGAUCUCUGCGUUAGCAUACAUCGUGUCCUACAGAAAGAGGAGGACUUCGUUGUGUUGCUCUACAUUUAAAUACCAGCAAUGGACUGCAAAGUAUACGUUGGAGACCUCGGCUCUUCUGCCAACAAACACGACCUUGAAGAUGCUUUCUCCCAGUAUGGUCGUCUGACCAGUGUGUGGGUAGCCAGGAACCCGCCUGGUUUUGCUUUUGUUGAAUUUGAGGACAACCGAGAUGCUGAAGAUGCUGUCAGGGCUCUUGAUGGCAGAACCAUUUGUGGACGUCGUGUCCGUGUGGAGAUGUCCACUCAUGGGACUAGAGGUGGUCGUCCCGGUGGUGGCCGUGGGGGCUUUGGAGGACGUGGAGCUCAUCCUGAUGACAAGUGCUUCCGCUGCGGAGAUAGAGGACACUUCGCUCGUGACUGUCGAGGUCCCCCAGGGGGUCGCCGGUCGUAUUCUCGCUCGCGCUCUCCCAGCCCCCGCCGCCGGCGCUCGAUGUCGCGCUCAGUCUCCCGUGAUCGCCGCAGUUACAGAAGCAGGUCUCGUUCUCCACGUCGCUCUCGUUCCCCGUCGUACACUCGUGGCGGUCGAUCAUCCCGGUCCCCUGCCAGGCGGUCAAGGAGCCCUGUCGGAAACGGACGUUCCAGGAGUCCAGCCAACGGCAACUAAUGCGCUGUUUCACCGCGAACCUACCUCCAUGGUAGCUGCGCACUAGUAUCAACCUAGGAGUAUAGCAAUCCGCAUUCCUUUUACAAUAAAAAUUGAACUAU